AUGCUGGAUACUUUGUUAUCGCGCUUAAAAGAAGAGAUUGCGAUUGACGGUCCAUCAGGUUCUAGCAUUGAUGCAGUUUGGAAAUAUGCAGAAUCUAUAUCGAAUCAAGUUGCAAAGCAGUCGAAUGUAUCAAUUACACCUAAGAUUGAUGGUCCUUACAAAGCGUUCAUUUGGAACUACAUCAAGCAAGAACCAGAGCUAGAGUUCUUUGAAGAAGUCGUUCCGCCCGCAGAAGAGAAUCAGACCAACAGCGAUGAUGUUCCUAUGGAGGAACAACAAGGAACAGUAGAUCAAGACCAACUUGUGAUUGCCAUAAAAAAAGAGGCAACAGAAGACCAAGACGGGGAUGUAAUUACCAUGGACGUUUUCCCUGAUGUGAAUGACACUGACAUUGCCACGGAGGAGGCUCAAUCUGAAGACCUACUGAUUGACAUGUUGCAAGAGGCACAGAAGAGGGAUAGGAAAACAGAUGCAGUGAAUCGCAAAAGAAAAAUGGAAACAGCUGUCAAAAAGCCAGUUCCUAAGAAGAAAAAGAUGAAAUCAGCACCCAAAAAGAAGGCGCCCAAGAAGAAGCGAGUGUCUGCAGGUCAUUCGGACAGCGAUUUUGAGAUGGACUCAGAUGACAGUGAAUCAGAGUAUGAUGAGAGUGACCUCAGUGAAGUCUCUUCAGAAGAGUACAGUACAGAGGGAGAUGAAGACGUUUCCGAUCAAGACGACUAUGGCAAGUCAGAUUACGUUAAUAAGUAUCCCACAAUACGCAGAAAUGAAGAUAUAUUGUCGAAUCCAAGAAACGUGCAACAGCAAACGAGAAAGAACAAUGCGGAUUUGACAGCUAUCCAGGAUAUAGCGGAUCUAAGUUACGAUCAAGUUCAGGAACGCUACGGAUCCAGUUUACGCAUUAUUGCUUCCGCUCGCCUCCAAGAUGAACAGCUUUAUUUGGGUAUUCCUCCUAAUGCCAACAUCACAUCCAGUCUUGUUGUCAUUUUAAGAGAAAUUAUCAAAACCAGAACAAAGGGUUUAUAUCAAGCCUCCAUCACUCGAUUACUCAACCUUGACAGUCGAUCCACUGGCCACUAUGUCAAGUCUUUGGAAGACAAAGGCGCUAUCACGCGUAGAGGUGUAUCCAUCAACUCAAUGUAUACCAACAUCUGUGUUCACGCAAGAUACAGUAUUAAAAGCAACGCGGUGGACAUGAACACUGUCGGUGACAAGGAAGCAGAAAACGAGCUACCUUAUAAUGUCAAUGGCCACGGCAAAGUGUUUUCGCAAAAGACGUUAUUGGAUGCAAUGGUAGAUCUUGCCCUGGCAGCACCAAACGGUCUGAUUUUGGCACAAGAUGUAUUGCAUGGUUUGGGGUUCAAUUCAACACGCAAGCCGGUGCGAAAGUGGUUUAACCGCUCCAUUGAUGAAUUAUGCUUAAAAGGCUAUUUUGAGAAGGCGAGUAUCAAGCUGGAUGGCUCUAGACAACAUCGAUGUCUCCAUCUGCUCAAGGUACCAGAAGAUUAUGAAGCGACACAAGCCAGCAACGAGCAAGCAACUGUCCCAGUGGACGAGCUCUCUUUUCCCAUCCAGAUCAAGACUACCAAAAAUCAGGGUAUCCCUAUCCACCAUUUACUCUGCGACGUGCCUCUGGAAUCCCAGAUCCUUGAUGUGAUCACUGCCGCAGGAACACAUGGUGUUGUUCAAAAGGACAUCUCUAUUGCAUUGAACUCGGAUGAAAUGCGCUUCUUAUCAAAGGCACUAGAAAAACUAUCUGAAUUGAAGUCGGGCCAAGGAUACGAGCAGUAUGGCAUUGUGCGUCAUUUUGAAUUCGAGGGUCGUAUCAAGCGAUAUCGCUAUUUCACAUUGGCUGCAUCUAUCAAAGUGAAUGAAGACAUAGACUAUAUACCUCCACCCUUACCAAGCACAGAGGUCGAUGAAUCAAAAUAUUACGAAAGAGCCAUCUUCAAUCCAGUGCCUCAUACAAUGGCCAGUCUGGCCAGAUACAGAAAAAUGGUCAAGAAAGCGGGUCAUCGAAAUGUUAUCUUCAAGGAAGAUGUGUUGCCUAAAUCUAGAAAACAAAAGUUGAACAGGGAUGACACGCCUCGCACUAAAUCCCGUUACUUGUUGCAAAAGGAGAAGAAGAUUGCUGAAAUGCUUGCUGCCGAGAAUGCUGCUGCUGAGGGUAGUACUAAUACUACUAGUAAUAGCACUGUAGGACCCAGCAGCACAGCAACAUCCUCAGAUCAACCACCUAAAGCUCCAACUACUAAGGAAAUCCACUCUUUCUUUCGGGCCAACCGGCAAGCUCGCAUACGCAAAUCCGAUAUGCAUCUCAUUCGUUCACCAUCUCCUACGCCUGUACCAGCGCCUAUCAUUAGCCAGGAGCGACUGGCAUGCCCUGCGCCUGCACCAAAAGUGAGACCAGCACCUCCUAUCGAGACACCAGCGCGCAAGAAACGCAAGUAUACCAAGAAGAAUGCAGCGACCCAAGUUCAAGCUGUGCAGGAUGGAACAUCAAUAUCUGAGGCAGAAGCCCAAUCUACAGAAAAACGCACAACUCGAUCCGGUAGGGUGAUUCCGUAUGAAUACGAACCAGCGACAUCCUCAACAACACCUUCUGAAGCGCAGUCUGAUUCUCCAGUUGCAUUUGAAUCGUCUACCCAGAUAGACACACCUCCAUCUGCUUCAUCAGAGCCUGCUCAACCGGACGGCCAUACUGCAACGGAGGAGCCAGACACAUCUACAGCUGAGGGUCAUGUUCAAGCUACACAAUCAGAAGCAUCUGCUAGCAAAAGUCCUCCUCAAUCUUCUUCACCUGCAGGUGCUGCUCGACCUGAAAUGAAAUCCAAGCGUAAGAGCUCUCCAGCGCCUGUAAAGUCAUAUCAACCUCGCCGCAAGAAUAGAUCUAUUGCUGACUAUUUCAAGUUAACGCCCAAGACAACCAUUCCAUCCGUUGCAGCCAAUGCAUCAGCAGAAGCUUCUUCACCUACAGUAACUAUUCCACCAGUUGAAGCAACUCCCACCAAGGCUAAAACAAAGGAAACAAAGACGGUUAGAUUUGCUGAAACGACGCCUGAAUGUGCAUCAGAAUCAGAGCAAUCAUCAUCCAAUGCCGUAACCGAAGCUAAUCCAGAAACAACAGCUCGUCCAUCUGAAGCAAUGAAAGGUGCUGUAGAAGAAUCUACCAGCAAAGACCAUACAGAACAGACUACCGCAACGGACAGCGAUGAUACUGCUCAAGCUGAUGUGGCUAAUAUGGAAGUGGAUAAAUCAGAAUUAGGUCAUCCAGCAGCAGCAGCAGCAGCAGCAGCAGCAGCAAUUAAUGAAGUCAGAGAAGAUGGGCCAUCUGCUGAUGCUAUGAGAACCACCUGUAGUAGAUCAAGCACGGCCACCCCAGCUCCAGUAGUAGAUCAAACUUCUGUCACUACCACAGGGGCCGAAGAAUCUCGCUUGUUCCGCCGUUACCAACAUGAAAAGAUGCACAAGCCAGUAAAUUCCUACUUGGAGGCGCGUGUCAAGAUCCUCUAUGAAUUGCUUGACGAGCUGCGACUGGUUGAAAUGGGCAACGGACUCGCACAGGAGUUUUCAGAAAGAGCAGCAGCCCAAAACAAAAACAGCAAAUACAAGAUGGACAACAAGACGUUAUGGACAACAGCACUUGAACUCGAGAAGAGAGGCCAGGCCCAAACCACCGUUGUUGAGUGCACGCUUCUCAGUGGCAAAACGGUAUAUCGCAAGGUUGUGUUUCAUCGUGACAUGAGCCGGGACUCAGAGGAAUUCAAAACCUGCAUCUCGUUUAUCAAGGAACGUAGAACUGGUAUCUCGUAUCGUAACAUGCCAAAGCCUAUAGUCGAAGUCGAUCAAGUGGUUCGACUCUCGGAUCAAGUGGAACAGAUGCAAAAGGAAGCACAGGAGCUGUUGAUGAGCGGCCAAGUCAAAAAGGCCAAGCAACUGGAGCUCCGUAUCAGCGAGUUGUCCGGGAAUCUUGAGACAUUUGGAAGAACAUACGGCAAGAUGAGAAGUGCUCACUGGAUGAUUGAGGCUGUUCAAUAUGGUUGGAUCAACGCUUGCAUGGCGCGUGCCAAAGUGUUUCACAGAUACUUGUUUCGAUUGCUGGAGGCCAAUGUGAAAGGCGUGGAUCAAGAGACGCGCAUUAUUUCAGUCAAAGCUGUUUGCGACAACAUGACAUUCCAGCUGCUGGCUCAGGUCAUUGGUAUCUUUAAACCCACGCGACUGAUUGCUGAAUUCUACAAGGAUGUCAACAACCACAAGGUCAAAAUGGCAGACAUGUCAGACGAGCUGAAGCAUGACCUGUUUGACGAAAACACCAAGUUUCUGCGACGAUUGAGAAGGCUAUUCAAUUACUUGGAGUUCCUUCAAGUCGUGUCAAGCCAGUUCACCGAAGUGAAGAACAACCCCAACUUCAAGGCGUCCAAAUACUCCCAUAUUGCUCCCUCUUACAAGCUCGAAAGGACAUUGCCCAUCAUUGACAGAAAGCAGGCUGAGGAACCUGUACUGCGAGAGUACACGAUCGAUACCAUGGACGACCUGAAUGACUACUGGACAGAUCUCAAAUAUGUGUCCCUCGUCAGAGACACGGACAAGAGCACGUUAAAGGAGCUCGAUGAUCCCUAUGAAAUCGACUUGCGAACCAGCUUGCACAGCUCUAGAAACUGGAGCACACGAGCCAUGUUUUCGCGAAGCCAGCGAAAGCUGCUGAACGAAAAGGUGGACAAGGCCAACCGCAAGACGCCUUUGAAUGACAUACAUGAGAUUAGAAAUCUUGCCAACAAAAUCAACAUGCCUAUCGCUACCGUCCAGGCCUAUUACGAAAAAGUGGAAGCUGCUUUAGAACGAAGACUCAGAUACAGCAAAGAAAAGAAGCUGGAGAGACUACUCCUGGGAGGACAGAGGAGAAGACGAGCGAACAAGAUCAAGUACAAUGUUUACAGCGGUCGUCGUGUGCUUACUGGGGAUUCGAAUCAUGCCUUUGUAGCCCCCCGCAGACAGCCAUCCAAAGCCGGCAAGUCUUAUUUAGACGACUUGCAAGACCUGCCUGUGGUUCAAGGCGAUGUAUUCAAGUCCCUUAUUAAGCGCAGAAGAAAGAGAUCCGUCUGGACGACACAGGACGAUGAAAUCUUGCUGUAUUUGUACAUCAUCUUGCGACAUCGGUCAAGACAGAACAAGGCCAAGCUUUCCUGGAUUCCCGCGCAAAAGGUGUUUCCAGACAGAGAGCCACAAACUUGCAGACACCGCAAGGAUAGAAUGGUGGGACAGUCGGUUUUCAGUGAGAAAUACGAGCUCUAUCUGGUUUACUGGGAUGCCUUCUAUCGUGAAGGCAUAGCCAACGGUGACAUUACAGACGCGGAUCCAGGUGACAAUAUCAAUUUGGACAUUUUAUCGUACAUUGAGUACUUUGUUCAGAGGCUGCAAGAAUUGGAUGCACACCCUAUUGAUUUACCUCUGUAUAAAACACUUGCGCAGACAAACGAAAUGUACGAUAUUGCCCGCAAUGAAGCAUCCAGCCCCUAUUUCGAAGACGCCUUCCACGACGGAGAAAGCUUGGUUCACAAAUUACAGACACUGUGUCAGGCACCAUUGACGCUCCGAAAGUGCAUGAACUCUCGCUACGAUCAAUCAGAGGCUGUCACUGAAGAUGAUGCCACCAACCGUUUGUGCAAUGUGAUCCGCGCCUACUGUCUCAUGACCUUGAUGACACCUGCAGAAGUGUUUGAUCCAUUCCACGCGUAUCAGAUAUUGGCAAAGUUCUCUCCACAAUUGAUGGAUGUUGUAUUUGAGAGAAUGAAGGCGGAGAAGACGCUCAUUUUAGCGUAUGGUGAUCGUCCCAUUCCAGGCACCUGUUGGGCUCUGUCUGCUAAAUUCAUCAAGAACAUGAGUGGUGAAUUGCCCGUUGAUUUGUUCAAUCAAGCCACAGAGUAUGAAAAGUUCUUGGCAACGCAAAAUGAAAAGUUCAAGUUUAUGCCUUACCAUGCCAGCAGUGGUAUGAUGGCGUGCUUGCUCAAUGCCUUGUCUGAUGAUCAGGUUUCCUUUGGUCUGGCCAAUUUGAGUCUGCAACUAAGAAAGGUGAAUGAAGUAGGCUUCAAAACAAGAGGUGUUGGCUAUUCGGUCUUGACUCAACUUGGUGUGACCAUUCAAAGAAACAACCAAGCAAAUCAAGCCAUAACAGCUGCGCCUACCUCGAGUAAGAUCCACAUCAAGAAUGUCACCAACAAGGAGUAUGAUGCCACAUUGUCCAACUUGCUGAUCUCUCAAAGUGAUAAGGAAAGUGCUCUCAUCAAAGCUGUCAUUCAUGCGCUCCAUGAACAGCAUGAAGUUGGAUUGACAUUGUAUCAGCUCAAGAUGAAACUGCAAGAGCAUCACCACCGCUUUAAAGACCAUGAUAUCAUCAAGACAGUACGCAAACUCUGCUACAACAAGCCAGCUCUCGUGUGCAGAGUUGGCUUCGACGCUGUUCGCUAUGUACACAUCAAAUUUAUCGACAGCUGGACAAUCAACAACAAGAAGGCAAAGGAUUAUAAACUCACUGAGAAGGCCAGAGAAGAAGUGAUGAGCCAGACAAAUGGUCAGUUCCAAACUGAUGUUGUCCGAAAGGACAUUGUUAUUCCUAGCUUGUGGAUCGACAUCAAUGGCAACGUCACUGAAUUGGUGUUGAAUGGGUGUAAAAAGGCCAUUCUGGAUUUGGUCCUUCGAAAACCAGGCAUUACGGAAGCAGAUAUCCAUCGCCACAUGGUUACAGGUCUUAGCAAGAGAGAAAUACAUGAUGUGUUGGAUAUCUUGGUGGAAGAGCAAGCCCUCAAAUGUAUUCAAGUGCAAAUCAUACCGCAAAAAGAGGCCAAACAGUCGUCCAUUUUCGCAAAGAAGACGGUGGUCAAGUGUUCAAGUACGGAUACUAUCGGAAAAUUGACUCACUCGUGCUUCUGGGUGACUCCAAAGAUAUUUUCUUCUACUAUUUAA
Molecule: messenger RNA, 6957 nt
Organism: Mucor velutinosus
Lineage: Eukaryota; Fungi; Mucoromycota; Mucoromycetes; Mucorales; Mucoraceae
Gene: RPB2
Product: DNA-dependent RNA polymerase II
Exons: 9
Coding region: 1-6957 (2318 amino acids)
Biological process (GO): 5S class rRNA transcription by RNA polymerase III; transcription initiation at RNA polymerase III promoter
Cellular component (GO): transcription factor TFIIIC complex
Molecular function (GO): DNA binding
Source: RefSeq, a predicted model, not a curated record